AUGUCGAGUAAGCAGUCGGAUGUGUUAGAACGAAUUCGCGGGAAGAUGGAGAUGCCGGAUGGCAAGGUCGGGGAGCCCAAACGGAAGGUGGCAGAGAAGCAGCUCACAGCCCCACACUUCCCCGUGGUGGUCAAGCUGGGACAUGCCCACGCUGGAAUGGGAAAGAUCAAAGUAGAAAACCAGCACGACUACCAGGACAUCACCAGCGUGGUAGCCAUGGCCAAAACCUACGCCACCACGGAGGCCUUCAUUGACUCCAAGUACGACAUCCGCAUCCAGAAAAUCGGAUCCAACUACAAGGCUUACAUGAGAACCUCCAUCUCUGGGAACUGGAAGGCCAACACAGGCUCUGCCAUGCUGGAGCAGGUGGCCAUGACAGAGAGGUACAGGCUGUGGGUGGACAGCUGCUCAGAAAUGUUUGGCGGCCUGGACAUCUGUGCUGUCAAGGCUGUCCACAGCAAGGAUGGCAGAGACUACAUCAUUGAGGUAAUGGACAGCUCCAUGCCCCUGAUUGGAGAGCACGUGGAAGAGGACAAACAGCUGAUAGCCGACCUUGUUGUGUCCAAAAUGAGCCAACUCCCAAUGCCAGGGGGCAAAGUGCCCUCGCCCCUGAGACCUUGGGCUCAGCAGACUAAAUCAGCAAAAUCCCCAGGGCAAUCACAGCUGGGGCCUCAGCUAGGACAGCCCCAGCCACGCCCACCUCCACAAGGGGCCCCUCGCCAAGCUCAGCCUCCUCAGCCCCCAAGAUCUGGAAGCCCCUCCCAACAGAGGCUCUCACCACAAGGCCAGCAGCCCCUGAGCCCCCAGUUGGGAUCUCCACAGCAGCAGAGGUCUCCAGGCUCUCCUCAGCUAUCCCGGGCAUCCAGUGGCAGCUCCCCAAACCAGGCCUCCAAGCCGGGCAUCACCUCACAGCCCCGGCCCCCUGUGCAGGGCCGCAGCACCUCCCAACAGGGUGAAGAGUCCAAGAAGCCAGCACCACCCCAUCCCCAUCUCAACAAAUCUCAGUCCCUGACUAACAGCCUCAGCACAUCUGACACCUCCCAGCGUGGGACCCCAAGUGAAGACGAGGCCAAGGCCGAAACCAUCCGCAACCUGAGGAAGUCCUUCGCCAGCCUGUUCUCUGACUAACCCUACAUGGGCCGGGGAGGAGUGCUCUGUUACACUCGCCCCUCUCCUGCCUCAUCUUCCAUCUCGGCCUUGGUUCCUGAUGGAAACAGAAUGGCAGGCCUGAGAACAUACUUUCUAAAUGCCUUUGAUCCAGGAACUGAUUAUCUCUGUGUUCCCAUUUUCCUUUUCCAUGACAUUCCAACGUUGUCUGACUGAGUGCUAGGCCUUUGAGAUCCUCCCGGUUUUUCACAAAGGGCCUUGAAAAUGGGCAUCCCAUCACUUUGCCCACCCACAUACUUGCUCCCUGCCUCAGAUAACCAAAUGAGAUGUCGGGGUGAGGCUGUUUUCAUAUUUCUUGUCAGCAUUUUGCUUGUCUUUGAGCAGAGGCUCCCUCUCGGCUUUGCCCCGCCUCCAUCAAAUGCAGACACUGUAAUCAGACCUCAUCAACAUAGGAGGCAAUAAUCUUUUAAUGGUGUUUCGUAAACAAGAGAAAAGCCCAGCCAGGGAAACUUACCACCUACCCAAGCUAGUUUCCAUCCACGCUCUAGACCUCCUCUCAGACCAGCCAGGCAAAGGCCCCAUCACAUCUGGCCACCAGUGGGAUCUUAAGGACAAUGGAAAGAAACCAGUCCUAGUGUGACGACUGGGACUUUUGAGAACACCACAGAAACAGAGGGGAAACCCUUGUAAUGCAAUUCAUGCCCAAAGCGUUAUCCUUAAUUGGACAGUGAGAAGAGACCACCGGUUCUCGCAGGAAUCAUUACUGGUUCCCAGAGGAGAAAGAGGCUGCUUCUGCACCCAUUCUGUGUUACACCACAGUUUGUUCUCUCUGACCUGCCAUCAGGAAUGUUGUUUCUUUCGCAAGGAUAUAUCAGGAACCAGACAGAAUCAACAGGUCAAUGAUACAGGAUCAGAAAGCACAAUGAUAGAAGCUUCUCAUACAGCAUUUCACAACUGUAUAGCAAGGCAUUGGUAGGUUACUCAACUUCAAAAGGAUCCCACUGUCAAAUAUGUUUAGGAAACACUUAAUAUUUCUUUUCUGGAGAUGCAUAGUAUACAUGUCAAAGGUUUUGUAAUUCCUGCAGGAAAUAAAUCGGCUUUAACUUUAACCCAAAUUUACUAAACAAGUUAACUACA
This is a messenger RNA of Galeopterus variegatus (Sunda flying lemur), 2244 nucleotides long. RefSeq names its product synapsin III (gene SYN3). Gene Ontology annotation, biological process: neurotransmitter secretion. Bases 1 to 1128 code for a protein of 375 amino acids. The transcript is spliced from 10 exons. Lineage: Eukaryota; Metazoa; Chordata; Mammalia; Dermoptera; Cynocephalidae. The record is from RefSeq and is a predicted model, not a curated record. Gene Ontology annotation, cellular component: synaptic vesicle; synaptic vesicle membrane.